Paramecium sonneborni is the source of this 1837-nucleotide messenger RNA. The record is from the annotation of a GenBank genome assembly. NCBI's taxonomy places the organism in Eukaryota, Ciliophora, Oligohymenophorea, Peniculida, Parameciidae.
AUGUAAUAAGAUGAUAGUUAAACAUAAAAAGAGACGAUAAAACCAAAAAGUAAAGUGAAGAAAAGUAGAGAACAGUUAGUAAUAAAUGUUUCGAGUACAAAUGAUGUUUAUAUCUCCAUAUAGGUUCUUAAUACCCAGUGAUACGAUAUGUAGGUAAGAAAAUGUUGAAUUGGAAAAUUUAGAAAGAUGAGAAUGCUACAAAUUGGGAUGUAUGGUGGACUGAUGGAGCAGUCUUUUCAGAUCUUUUGGGUAGAAUGAAUGGUAUUUGAUUAGUCAAAUUAAUUAGGUUAUCAAAAGGUUAAUCAUUUUCCUGGAAUGUAUAGUUUAGCUCGUAAAAAUCAUUUGGGAAGGAACCUUAUGAAAAUGCAUAAAUAGUUUCCUUAAGCAUAUAAUUACUUUCCAUAUACUUGGUUAUUACCAGCAGAAUUAAGUGAUUUUAGAGCCAACAUUGGAAAGAAUCGAACAUUUAUCAUAAAACCAGAAGCAUCUUGUUAAGGGAAGGGAAUAAUGAUAGUUAAAGAUGCUGAAGGACUUUCAAUUCAUGAACAUUAUGUUGCUUAAAGAUAUUUAAGUAAACCUUAUUUAAUUGACGGUUUAAAAUUCGAUCUUAGAAUAUAUGUAUUAUUAGCAGGUUGUGAUCCUUUAAGAAUAUAUAUCUUUAAAGAAGGUCUAGCUAGAUUUGCUACAGAGUUAUACAAAAAACCAGGUAAAGAUAAUUUAGAUAAUAUUUGUAUGCAUUUAACUAAUUAUGCUGUUAAUAAAGAUAAUGAAAAUUUUGUAUUUAAUUAAAGUGAUAAAUAAAUGGAUGUUGGACAUAAGAGAAGUAUGACAAGUGUUUUUGAAUUACUCAAAAGUAGAGGAGAAAAUGUUGAUUUAUUAUGGAAUACUAUUAAAAAAAUGAUGAUUAAAACAUUCUGUGCUGUUUAACCUAUAUUAGCUCAUUAAUAUAAAUCUUGUUAACCUAAUAAUCAUAUGAAUAAUAUGUGCUUUGAAGUUUUAGGAAUGGAUGUUAUCUUAGAUCAUAAACUUAAACCAUAUUUAUUAGAAGUUAACCAUUCUCCAAGUUUUACUACUGAUACUCCUUUAGAUGCAGCCAUUAAAAGAUAAUUAAUUUCAUAAUCUUUAAUCUUGAUGAAUUGUACUCAAAAAGCUAAAUAAGAAAUUAUUAAUUAAGAAAAACAAAUGCUUUAAUAAAGAAUGUUGACAACUAAACCUAUCAAAUUAACUUUAGAUGAAAAGUAAAAACUUAUCAAAUAAUGCUAAGAAGUGAGAGAUUAAUAUGAAAAUUUAAAUAUUGGAAAUUUUGAGAAAGUCUACCCUCUAGAACAAUAUGAAGAAGAUUAUGAUAAAUUUAUAGAAUAUGCUGGUUUAUUAUAUUAAGAAUCUACAGGAGCAAGUAAUUAUUUAUUUUAUAUUAUUAGAUAUAAAGAAAAUAUAAUAAUAAUAAUAGUAAUAGUAAUAAUAGUAAUAAUCAUAAUCAUAAUAAUCAUAAAAAAGAAUUGAAAAACCUGAAAUGAAAUCAGAAUGCACUUUAAGACCAUAAGAAUAUAGAUCAGAAUCUAAAAUUUUAGAAUAAAGAACUGAAUUUGUUAGAUUAAAAAGUGAAAAAACUUCAGGAAUUAAAAGAAUACUAAAAAAAGAACAUUCAACAACUCUUUUGGUUGAUGAAAGUAUCAGAAACAUGAGAUUAACUAGUUUAAAACCUCAUUAAAGAACAAUAUUAAAAUAAGAUUCAGUACGUAAGAAUUUGAAACUUCCAGUUAGUUAGGGCACUUUUAUAACUCCCAAAUUAUUUAUGAUUAGUGAGAAUAAUAAAAAUAGUAAUAAUGCAUUUUGA